CAUCCCGGAGCAAGCGCAAUGGAUCUAAUCGUCGGCGCUUUCAAAUCGCCUUGCGUGAUCGCGAUCGUGCUUGCCGAGAGUGAUACCAGAAGAAACUAUAAGGGCAAUGGUCUGCCGAUUUUUCACAGCCAAGAGAGCCUUCAUGGAGAGGUUCGUAUCGAUCCAUUGCCUGGAAGAAAGCUUGAGCAUACCGGUGUGAAGAUCGAGCUACUCGGGCAGAUUGAGCUCUAUUUCGAUCGCGGGAAUUACUACGAUUUCACAUCACUUGUGAGGGAGCUGGAUGUCUUGGGAGAGAUUGCGGAGAGAAAAGUCUAUCCUUUUGAGUUCUCAGCGGUGGAAAUGCCGUAUGAAUCCUACAACGGCACAAACGUGAGAUUGAGGUAUAUACUGAAAGUCACUGUUAGCAGAAACUAUUUGUCGAAUCUUACAGAGAGCAAGGACUUCUGGGUACACAAUUUCUCGGCUCCUCCCGCAAUCAACAAUUCUAUCAAGAUGGAGGUUGGGAUUGAGGAUUGUCUACACAUAGAGUUCGAGUACAACAAAAGCAAAUAUCACUUGAAGGACGUGAUCCUUGGCAAGAUUUUCUUUCUCCUCGUCCGGCUCAAGAUCCGACACAUGGAGAUUGAAGUAAGACGCCGGGAGUCCACUGGCUCGGGGCCAAACACUUACAACGAGACCGAGACGAUUGCAAAGUAUGAACUUAUGGAUGGAGCUCCUGUUCGUGGAGAAUCCGUUCCAAUUCGCUUGUUUCUGAGUCCUUUCAAUCUCACGCCAACGUAUCGCAACGUGAACAACAAAUUUAGCGUCAAGUACUACCUCAACCUGGUGCUCGUGGACGAGGAAGAUCGACGCUACUUCAAGCAACAAGAGGUGACAAUGUAUAGAGCUCGACCGUUUUAGAGCCUUCUAGCUUCUCUUCUGGAAUAAGUCGCAGUGGUGAAUGAAUAAACGAUGCACACUACUUACUAGA
This is a messenger RNA of Selaginella moellendorffii, 970 nucleotides long. RefSeq names its product vacuolar protein sorting-associated protein 26A. The transcript is spliced from 11 exons. Gene Ontology annotation, cellular component: retromer complex; endosome. The coding region runs from base 19 to 900 and encodes 293 amino acids. The record is from RefSeq and is a predicted model, not a curated record. Gene Ontology annotation, biological process: intracellular protein transport; retrograde transport, endosome to Golgi. Lineage: Eukaryota; Viridiplantae; Streptophyta; Lycopodiopsida; Selaginellales; Selaginellaceae.